UUAUUAGUAAAGACUUUAAAUUGUUUUUACUAAUUAUCAAAAUUGUUUAAUUGUUCAAUAGAGAAUACGAGUCCAUCUUUAAUCAUGGAUCAUCAAUUAGAACCUAGAUCAAAGCCUGGAUCGGCUCGUAAAUUGGUUAUAAAAAAUUUUUCCAAACCUCUGUUACCUGAAAAUUAUUUGGAUGACACUUGGUCUAAACUUAGACUUGCUGUAAUCGCCAUUCAAACCUCCAAAGCCAUCGCUAUGCCUUUAGAAGAAUUGUAUAAAGCGGUUGAAAACAUUUGCUCUCAUAAAAUGGCCUCAAAAUUAUAUUCUAACCUGGAGGAUCUUUGUGAAGAACAUGUUAAACAGAAUAUCGGCCAAUUUAUCGAUUGUAAUAUGGACUCAUUGACUUUCCUUAAAACAAUGGAUAACUGUUGGCAGGAUCAUUGUCGACAAAUGAUCAUGAUAAGAAGUAUUUUUCUCUUCCUUGAUAGAACGUAUAUCCUCCAAAAUGCGGCCAUCACAUCCAUUUGGGAUAUGGGUUUAGAAAUGUUCCGAGUAAAUAUAAUCAGUAAUUACCAGGUUCAAAGCAGAACUGUUGAGGGUUUACUUCAUCUAAUUCACCAGGAAAGACAAGGAGAAACAGUUGACCGAUCAUUAUUGAAAAGUUUACUCAGAAUGUUGUGUGAUCUUCAAAUAUAUCAAGAGAUAUUUGAAGGUAAAUUUUUAAAAGCAACUGAAGAGCUUUAUGCCGAAGAGGGACAACGACUGAUGCAAGAAUUAGAAGUUUCCGCUUACCUGGCCCAUGUUGAUAAAAGAGUUAACGAAGAAACAGAAAGACUUUUACAUUAUUUGGAUCAUUCUACUAGGAAAUUACUAAUCACCUGUGUUGAGAAACAAUUAAUAAGUGAACAUUUAUCCAGUAUACUUCAGAAAGGUUUAGACCAGUUAUUAGAUGAGAAUAGACUGGACGAUUUAUCUCUCAAGUAUAAUCUUCUUUCAAGAGUGAAAGAGGGUCUACACGAAUUGUGUAUACAUUUUAAUCAAUACAUUAAGAAACGAGGUAAAGUUAUCGUCACCAAUCCAGAAAAAGAUAGAACAAUGGUUCAAGAAUUACUCGAUUUCAAGGAUCAAAUGGAUCUAAUUGUUAACAAUUGUUUUAACAAGAAUGAUAAAUUUAUCAACUCACUGAAAGAAGCCUUUGAACAUUUUAUCAACCAAAGGCCCAAUAAACCAGCCGAGUUGAUUGCUAAAUUUGUCGACUCUAAACUACGAGCGGGUAACAAGGAAUCAACAGAGGAAGAAUUGGAAAGACUUUUGGACAAGAUUAUGGUUCUAUUCAGAUUUAUCCAUGGUAAAGAUGUUUUCGAAGCUUUUUACAAAAAAGAUUUAGCAAAAAGACUUUUGGUCGGUAAAUCGGCAUCAGUUGAUGCAGAGAAGUCAAUGUUAUCCAAAUUGAAGCAAGAAUGUGGUGCCGGUUUUACCAGUAAAUUGGAAGGAAUGUUCAAAGAUAUGGAACUUUCAAGAGAACUUAAUCUUGCCUUUAAACAAUAUCGUUCAAAUUCCAAGUCUCGAAGUCUCAGUGGUAUCGAUAUGACGGUUAAUAUUCUCACAAUGGGCUAUUGGCCCACAUACGCGGUGAUGGAGGUUCACAUGCCCUCCGAGAUGGUUCAGUAUCAAGAGAUGUUUAAAAAAUUUUAUUUAGGUAAACACAGUGGACGUAAAUUACAAUGGCAACCCAAUCUUGGUCAUUGUGUAUUGAAAGCUCAAUUUCCCUCGGCGCUGAAAGAAUUAAAUGUUUCCUUAUUCCAAGCGUUAGUACUUCUUUUGUUCAAUACUAAAGAUAAAUUGUCUUUGGAAGAGAUUAAACAAUUAACAACAAUAGAAGAUGGUGAAUUAAGGAGAACCCUUCAAUCUCUUGCUUGUGGUAAAGCUCGAGUACUCAAGAAACUGCCCACAGGUCGAGAUGUUGAAGAUGGAGAUAAAUUUAUUUACAACGGAGAAUUUAAACACAAUUUGAUUAGAAUAAGAAUAAACCAAAUCCAAUUAAAAGAAACGCAAGAGGAACAAACUAACACUCAAGAAAGAGUUUUCCAAGAUAGACAAUAUCAAAUCGAUGCCGCUGUGGUGCGAAUCAUGAAAACAAGAAAAUCUCUGGCUCAUAAUAAUCUAAUCACUGAACUUUACGAUCAGUUGAGAUUCCCUGUUAAGCCUCUUGAUUUAAAAAAAAGGAUUGAAAGUUUGAUAGAAAGAGAUUACUUGGAAAGAGAUAAGGAUAAUCCUAAUUUGUAUCAUUAUCUUGCUUGAAUUUAUUACCAUUGUGAUACCAGUUCUAUGGAGUUUCAUUCCCUAUUAAAUAAGGAUGAAACACUUCAACUAAUAAACAAAUUACAUCAAUAA
Panonychus citri (citrus red mite) is the source of this 2382-nucleotide messenger RNA. RefSeq names its product cullin-4B-like (gene Cul4). The transcript is spliced from 6 exons. Gene Ontology annotation, biological process: DNA damage response; protein ubiquitination; ubiquitin-dependent protein catabolic process. The coding region runs from base 85 to 2289 and encodes 734 amino acids. NCBI's taxonomy places the organism in Eukaryota, Metazoa, Arthropoda, Arachnida, Trombidiformes, Tetranychidae. Gene Ontology annotation, molecular function: ubiquitin protein ligase binding. The record is from RefSeq and is a predicted model, not a curated record. Gene Ontology annotation, cellular component: Cul4-RING E3 ubiquitin ligase complex.